Molecule: messenger RNA, 2269 nt
Organism: Artibeus jamaicensis (Jamaican fruit-eating bat)
Lineage: Eukaryota; Metazoa; Chordata; Mammalia; Chiroptera; Phyllostomidae
Gene: RALB
Product: RAS like proto-oncogene B
Exons: 5
Coding region: 228-848 (206 amino acids)
Biological process (GO): Ras protein signal transduction
Cellular component (GO): plasma membrane
Molecular function (GO): GTP binding; GDP binding; GTPase activity
Source: RefSeq, a predicted model, not a curated record
GGGGGCGCGCUCAGGGGGUGGGGAAGCGAUCCCCUGCUGCUCAAUGACAAAUUGGCUGGAGGCUGCUGGGGACUGCUGGGGUCCGGCCGCGGGAGAAGGCGUGAGGGACCGCGGGGCGUGUUUAAGAGCGGCUCGCGGACUGCGGACAGCUGAGGCGGCGCGGGACCGGGCCUAGUUCUUCAACUGGGUCUUCUGCCUGUGCGUCACAACCUCAGAAAACCAGCAGGAUGGCUGCAAACAAGAGUAAGAGCCAGAGCUCCUUGGCCCUGCACAAGGUGAUCAUGGUUGGCAGUGGAGGGGUUGGCAAGUCAGCCCUGACGCUUCAGUUCAUGUAUGAUGAGUUUGUUGAAGACUAUGAACCUACCAAAGCAGACAGUUACAGAAAGAAAGUUGUGCUUGAUGGAGAAGAAGUCCAGAUAGACAUUCUGGACACUGCUGGACAGGAGGACUACGCAGCCAUUCGAGACAACUACUUUCGGAGUGGGGAAGGCUUUCUACUGGUGUUCUCAAUUACUGAGCACGAGUCAUUCACAGCGACGGCGGAGUUCAGGGAACAGAUCCUCCGUGUUAAGGCUGAAGAAGAUAAAAUUCCAUUGCUUGUGGUGGGAAACAAGUCAGACUUGGAGGAGCGGAGGCAGGUGCCAGUGGAGGAGGCGCGGAGCAAGGCCGAGGAGUGGGGCGUGCAGUAUGUGGAGACCUCGGCGAAGACUCGGGCCAACGUGGACAAGGUGUUCUUUGAUCUAAUGAGAGAAAUCAGAGCAAAGAAGAUGUCAGAAAAUAAGGACAAGAAUGGCAAGAAAAGCAGCAAGAACAAGAAAAGUUUUAAAGAAAGGUGUUGCUUACUGUGACUGCUGCAGUGACAGAUGAAGUCAGUUGCCGCUGAGGACAUAGGGUGGGGUCGUUCGGAGAAGGCUGUAGUCUCCUCCUUGGCGUGUUCCCUGCUCGCCCCAACCGCAUUCGCGUGGACAUCUUUAAACGGGAAAAAUAUUUGUGAGUCAGUGGCUGGCAGAAAUAAGCACUUGACCUUGUGGUGGAUUGGCUACUUCGUCAGGAGGUUUUGGAGUUCCCUUUUCCUUCAUUUCUCCCUCCUCCCCCCCUCCCCCCAGAAGUUUAACCACAUAUGUAGUGCUAGAGGUUGGAAAUAGUCCAGUGUUAAUUAAAAUGAAAGAAGACUGUCAUAGCAUCUUAUUUCCUCCCAAUUUCAUAACAUUAGCACCUUUUGUUUUGCAAUAAAAAUGCCUUAUUAGGUUUUGGAGAAGAGGUGGCAUAAGGCUCCCCCAACCCUUGUCAGCUUAACAGUAGUUCUCAGAAAGACCCAUUAAACUCCACGGAUGCUGAAAAACUCAGAUUUUUUGUGGGGGAGGGGUUUUCUUGGCAAUAUCCGGUGGAUCUGAAGCACAGCUAAAAACAUAAAUUUGAGUUGGGCCAAAGAGGUCAAUACCAUGCUCAUAAAUUCUUAUAUGAAAAAUAGAAGUUGUAUUCUUUGUAUUUAAGUAUUGGCCCAUGAUAGUCUGUGUUGGCUGUCUUCCUCCUGUAGCAUCCUUGUUUUGGGAACUUCUUUUUAGUAGACUAAGUGAAGACUCAAGAGUGGUAUGCUUUAUAAAUGAUGCACUUUUCUAAUCAGAUUUUUAAAAAUUCUUUGGCGAAAUCCUCCCCUAAUUGCCAGUCCCGUGGCGAGGCCCCUCUUCUCCACCAGGAAUCAACACAUUUGUCCUCCUGGUGGCUUCUCUGCACGUGGAGAUGAGAGCGCCCCUUCUUCAAGUGCAACGGGGUCUGAAGGACGGAAGGAGUUAGAGCUGCAUUCUAAGGGCCCGAAGCCAGAGCCGGUGCCAGACAUUCUGCUACCUCUCGUAGAACUACCGAGUAAUUCUAAAUUUAAAAUUGGAAGUUGGGAAGGAUAAGCCAUUGCUCCUUUACCUCUGAGAACUGGCUGCUGUUUCUGUUUUUUUUUUCCCCUGAGAUAGCUAUGUACGUUAGUUAGAAAAAGAUUUUUAUUGAUGAGAUACUGUUACUCUUUCUUGAAUCAGUAUUCCAAAAUCAGCAAUCAGGAAAAGGAGAACUGUGAUAAAAACCCAGUAUUCCCAUCUCCCCUGUUUUCCAGAAGUGACAUUUCACACAUGGGUGCCAAAAGCGAAUGGGGUGAGGAAAGCAGGAACCUUUUGCAUUUAUGGUUGCUAUAGAAAUUGUGGAAAUUAUGAUCUGACUGGAAAACAAUUGUGUAUAAUCUCCCAAAGAAUCAUGGACUUUUGAAUAAAAAAAGCAGACAGUA